This is a messenger RNA of Guillardia theta CCMP2712, 351 nucleotides long. RefSeq lists its product as hypothetical. The record is from RefSeq and is a predicted model, not a curated record. The transcript has 4 exons. Lineage: Eukaryota; Cryptophyceae; Pyrenomonadales; Geminigeraceae. The coding region runs from base 1 to 351 and encodes 116 amino acids.
AUGCUGUUGCUUCAGCUCAUUCCCAUGACUCCCAUGCUCUCCUCAGGCUACACCCGCGCCGAUGGCAUUACCUUCGAUGGCAUUCCCAGCCAGGAGGGCUUCUGGAUUGUGGACAGCUACAAUGCCCCUGCCAGCGACCCAUACAGAACGACUGAGGUCAACAUCGACACUCGUUAUGGGGGAGGGAUCGGUACCUCCGGCUUCAACGGGGGCGAGACCCCGAUCUCAGAUGGGUACUCGGCUGCGAGCAUCGGAGUGCCACUCUUCUCAUACGGUUCUAUAUAUCUAUAUGCCUCAAACGCUCUCGUGGUGUAUGCUCUUUCACGUGACCUCACUCCCUUCUCUAACUGA